Molecule: messenger RNA, 1620 nt
Organism: Actinia tenebrosa (Australian red waratah sea anemone)
Lineage: Eukaryota; Metazoa; Cnidaria; Anthozoa; Actiniaria; Actiniidae
Cellular component (GO): membrane
Source: RefSeq, a predicted model, not a curated record
UUGACGUUCAAAUUAAUGCGUGGUGCGGAUACUGAAGAAAAUCCUUUGUACUUAACGAUAGAAAGGAAUAUCGACUUUCAACACUAAACUGGUUAGCAAAGAGCUGUCUUCAGUCAAUACUGAAUGCUGAAAUGAUCUUUUGACAAGCUGAAAGAUGAAUGCGACAAAUUUAAAUAAGAGUCUUGUUGUGACAGACAGCGGAGGGUCGGAUAUGUUCUUCAUGUACACCAUGGUGGUCAUGAUAUUCAUUGGUUUGGUUGGACACUUAGUUGCAUUGUUAAUCUUCUCCAAGCCUCUAUUCAAACGGCGACCAGUGACAGUAUAUCACGUCAAUWUGAGCACUGCAGCUUUACUACUGUCGGUUGUCGGAAGCACGCUCUCUCUAGUGAACGUUUCAAAAAGGAACGAASUCGAGAGGUCMAAAUUCGUCACUAUGUGUAGACUUUCCGUGGGACUGGAAGUUUCGGGGAUGACAGUUUACGCCCUCACAUCAGUCAUGAUGUUGGGACAUUCCUACUUUAUGACUGCUUAUCAUGUUACGUCAUCUUCGUUCUACGUACCGCGACGAAUCACGUUCACUGCMGCGGGAGUGUUUUUCUCAUGGAUUUGUGGCCUUCUUCUGGGAAUUCCUCCAUCAUGGUCGAUGGAAGACUUCGUAGUUUUCGAGGACCGAGUAAUAUGUCAGCUGUCAUGGUUGGGAAAAGGGAGCGCAAAAAUUUAUUGGAUUCUGCUUGUUAUUUUAUGGAUCUGUGCGCUGUUUUUGAGCCUGGCAACACAUGCCUUCACACGCAGGCUCAUCUCAGGCCCUUCUCCACACACGUCCAACGCGUCCGUGCUUCACGGCCAAAUUAGAUCCAACAAGCUUAACAACACACUCGUYUUCUCCUUGUUCAUUUUCAUUCUUCCACAUCUCUUAUUUGGCUUCUUUACAACGAUUGUUGGACACCAUUUUCUCCCUACAUUCUUAACGCUGGUAUUGGAGAUGACGUCGAAAAGUUACGUCAUCCAAGGYCCGUUUAUAUUUCUCGCAAAGUCAAGGACGUACCGAGCGAUCCUGGGUAACAUUCUCUCAAAUGGACCAUUCGUACAAGUCGGGCCAGCUUCAAACUUAUCUAACGGCAGCAGGACAACGCAGAGAAACAAUCGUCGUGCAGGGGCUUAUCCCAAUGGGACUAACAGAAGCCACAUAAGAAGACCUACCUAUGUGACACCUAUUGGAACGGGGGAAGGAACAAGUGCGAAUUCUAGCGGUACAGUACCUACGAACUAAAGCUGCGUCUUAUGCUGUKUUGCAUAUCCGUUAAGAAAAGACUUGCUACAUCUGCGUCAUAUUUGCGUCUUGUUCAAGUAAACACCGAUAUCGAACAAAGACUUUGAAAAUUGUAAAUAAUCGUUUGUUGAAUGAUAUUAAGAAUACUGUCAAGCUGUAAGACGCAAAAAUCAGAGGCGGAGGUACCUGACUGGGCUCARUACUGCAAUAAGCUCCCCAUUAACGAAGAAAAGAGAGAGAAUACUGUCAAGCUUCAAGACGUAGCACAAAUCGCAAUAUUUUGUCAGAGAGCAGCUCAGUGAAGCGCCUAAUGCGUGGUACGAGUGAUAAAGGGAAAGGAAAAUUAAAAG